AUGUCGCUUUUCGGUGGAACCAACGCUCAAGCUCGUGCUAAAAAUCUCGUCGAAUUUAAAGCUGGGAAAAUGAACUUACGUGGUAACAUGGUCUAUCCUGAUAAACGAAAAGGGCUCGUUUAUUUAUAUCAGGGAGAUGAUAUGCUUAUGCAUUUAUGUUGGAAAGAUCGAUCAAGUAACACAGCAGAAGAUGAUCUAGUUAUCUUUCCAGAUGAAAUCGAAUAUAAGAAAGUUACACAAAAUACCACAGGUCGUGUUUAUGUUCUCAAGUGGAAAACGAAUUCGCGUAAGUUCUUCUUUUGGAUGCAAGAGCCUAAAGAUGAUCAAGACGAACAAUUUUGUAAAAAGAUAAACGAUUUCCUGAAUCGCCCACCAGGGCCUGGUUAUAGUGACAGCAGUAGCAGUGGUCAUCCAUUGCAGCCUCUUAUGGAACGCAUGGCGGGCGCUGGUGGUGCCGGUGGGCUCGGUCCAAAUGAUUUAUCCAAUGUUCUGCGUGGCAUGAAUCCAAACGAUGUUGCUUCGCUAUUCUCUGCAUUUGGGCGUGGAGGUGCCGGUGCUGGCAGUUUGAUGCAAGGACUUCAACGUAGUGCUGGAUCUGAAGGAGGCGCCGCUCAACAAAGAACUGCAUCAUCUCGUACAAAUCCUCAAACUGCAACAUCGCGUCCGAAUACGGCACCGACUGCAACACGUACACCGGCGACACCACCUACUUCUAGCAGUCGAGCUGGCAGCAGUUCAUCAUCGUCUUCAACACCAGCUGCAACGGCAUCUACAACAGUUGCUUCGACUUCAUCAAACGAACCGAAACGUAGUGGUAUUCAAAUGAGUGCUCUGACGAAUGCUCUUGUCAAUUUGAAUAAUAGUACAACUGAAGACAGUGCAACAGCAUCAUCGGAAACAUCUCUUUAUCCUUCGAACGGUGAAACGCUAAUUCCAUUGUUAAGCAAUAAAGAUAUCCAAGAAAAAAUACGUCCUCAUCUACCCGAAACUUAUUCAAUACCUGGUACGGAAAACGAAUUGAAAGAAUCAGUUCAAUCGCCGGAAUACCGUCAACUCACUGAUGCAUUUAGUACUGCUUUUCGCUCAGGCGAAUUGAAAUCUAUCCUUUCUCAACUUAAUCUUUCCGAACAAGUAACCAAUGCAGUUAAUCAAGGUGAUUGGCAAGUUUUCAUCCAAGCCUUGGCUAAACAUUAUAAAAAUGAGAAGAAUCCGUCCAACAAUACAAUGGAUACAAGUUAA
Messenger RNA from Adineta ricciae, 1239 nucleotides. Lineage: Eukaryota; Metazoa; Rotifera; Eurotatoria; Adinetida; Adinetidae. The record is from the annotation of a GenBank genome assembly.